AUGGGCGCUCGUACAGAUCUCUCAUCGCUUGUACCACUUCUCGCCCAGGCCGCAGAGGAAGCAGGCAAACCAGCUCCCCAAGUAGUGCCUGUUACACUAGAUGUGACAGAUGCACGGAGCGCACCAGCAGCGGCCGCCUCGAUUGCCUCCUCGUUCCCCCGCCUGGACAUUCUUAGUAUCAACGCCGGGUACCUCGAAAGACGCGUCAGGAUCGCCGAAAGUAAUCCAUCCGAAUGGCAGAAAACAUGGUCGGUCAAUGUAUUUGAGCCAUACUUAGUUACCCGGGCAUUUCUUCCGCUCAUGCUGGGCAAAGGCAGAGACAAGACCAUUAUAAAUUUGGGCAGCAUUGCGACGCAUUUGACCUUGCCUGGUGCUUCGGCCUACCAGACCAGCAAACUCGCCGUCCUUCGUUUUACGCAAUUCUUGGAUGUGGAUCAUGGACCGGACGGUAUACUGACUUUUGCUGUGCAUCCUGGUGGGGUACCAACGGACUUGGGAAAGAGGCUCCCUGAACAGCGGCACAAGGCAUUGACAGAAACGCCAGAGCUGUGCGCAGAUACGUUGGUAUUCCUUACUGAGAAAAGACGGUAG
Molecule: messenger RNA, 591 nt
Organism: Aspergillus pseudonomiae
Lineage: Eukaryota; Fungi; Ascomycota; Eurotiomycetes; Eurotiales; Aspergillaceae
Product: SDR family oxidoreductase
Exons: 1
Coding region: 1-591 (196 amino acids)
Cellular component (GO): cytosol
Molecular function (GO): oxidoreductase activity
Source: RefSeq, a predicted model, not a curated record